UGACAGUUUACCACAUUCAUCCGAGAACAAACAGCCUACUUACUUCGGUGUGAGUGACGCAUAAACCUUCCGAAGAGAUUACCUCCAAGUUCUAGGCGUCCUCCGAAGCCCUACAAGAGCACGUCCGAGUUCUGGAUCAUCGGCGACAUGUCGGUCAUGUGCACGACCUGUGCCAAGAAAUUCGGCUUCCUCCGCUCCGAGAAGAGCUGUGAUCAGUGCGGCUUCGCUCAUUGUGCGGCCUGUCUGCAAAAGGGUGAUGACAGCCGCACCCUGUGUAAAAGCUGCUUAACUGGAUCCCAGCCCCAUAGGUCACCGCAAGCCAAUCCGAGUGCUCCAAGUUCGUUCUUGGAUCAUCGGCUCAAGACCCUGGAAACCCGAGAGCCCGGGGCCGAUUUGAACCCGAUUCAAGUCUAUCCGGCACGUGCCAAAACUGGACUGCGAACGGAUAAAGACACUUUUAAACGGGGGCUGUCGGUCGAGGAUCAAAAAUUGGUGGAUCGCUUGGCCACACUCACGGAUGAUAACCCGUUGGCCAAUCUUUCGGACGGUGAAUUGAGAUCACGUCUAGACAAAUUGAAAGGCCAAUCAGAGGCUAAACCGGGUUCUGAAUCAGCAUCCAAUCCCAGUAUUUCACUGGUGAGCGUCCAGAAGCCGGAUAAUCCCGAUGAUUUACUCAAGCAAUUAAGGGCCGAGGUCCAAUUAAACCAAAAUGAUCCCGAUCCGUGUCAAGAUAUUGAGAAACGCUUGGCCAACUUACGAGGUCUGAGUGAAGAGGCGCAGGCUAAACUCCACAAGCAACCGCAUAGGUGGGACGACGAGGAAGAUCCAGACAUGGACUUUUUUGAUCCGGAUAGUGAGGAUGAAAGUGUAAAAAAACUCAUAAAGCAAUUGACCGAGGAGCAAAUUAUGGAUGAUAAUUUGGAAGAAAGUAAUGUGGCGGAAACAUCUAGAUUAAGCACUUCAGCUUGUCGAUCUUUGGUCAAAGAAUCUAGUGUGGAAGACGAGGUUUUUCCUUGGUGCGUGAUAUGCAAUGAGGAUGCCACGUGCUCGUGCCUUGAUUGUGAGAAAGAUCUUUAUUGCAAUCGAUGUUUUAAAGAGUGUCACGGAGAGUUUGAGCUCGCUCACCGCUCGAAGCCUUAUAAGACUCCUCCAAAGCAAACCUAAGAUUCUUGAUAAACUUAACAAAUUUGAAUUUCAUUCCAAUGCCUUUUUCAAGAAAAACAAUAAUAAUCAUGACGAUCCUGCCUUGCGGUAAAAUGGUUGAAAAGAUCAAAUCAGAGUUCGUUGUAUUCAUUCAAUAAAUUCAAUUUUAUUCUCA
Molecule: messenger RNA, 1318 nt
Organism: Tigriopus californicus
Lineage: Eukaryota; Metazoa; Arthropoda; Copepoda; Harpacticoida; Harpacticidae
Product: abscission/NoCut checkpoint regulator-like
Exons: 5
Coding region: 148-1164 (338 amino acids)
Biological process (GO): abscission; mitotic cytokinesis checkpoint signaling
Cellular component (GO): cleavage furrow; centrosome; midbody
Molecular function (GO): phosphatidylinositol-3-phosphate binding
Source: RefSeq, a predicted model, not a curated record